UCGUGCUAAUUCCUGCGUUUACUGUUCUCUAACUUGCAUCACUCGUGUCUUUCUGUUUUCCCCUUCCCACUUCUCCCUCCCGAUUCUACCACCAGCCAUACUGGCUUUCAAGGCCGGCAUCUCGAAAUCAUGAGUCUUUUACGGGAAGGUUAUGGCGAUGUUAAUAGAGCAUUUCUGCAGGGCUUUAUGUCUCGUAGGAUUAUGAAAAUUGAUGAUAUCAGGGUCCUUCUGGCCGAUAUAUUGUCCGCGGACGGUAAUCACUUCUUACCCUUCUGUUCCUAUCAUGACUGACUCAUCCACUGGCGCAAAGAUGCGGAGCACGAAAUCAGCAUUGAAGACAUAAACGAGCGCAUCGUCUCAUCAUACAUUUCCAAGGCUAACGACAUGAUCCAUGACUUUGACCUAGAAAUCAAGAUCAUGUUGGACCAGAGGGAUCGCUCAAAGACUUAUGCUUUGGUUCGCCCGCUCCGGCCAUGCCUUCUCUUCCCCUAACUCACCCAUGACACCGCAGAUCAACACAACAUCAGACGAGCUUGUCCAGUUGGCUACAACUCAUAACGCCGAUGAGAUCGCAUUCUUCAAGAGAGUCCUCGACGCAAUCUUCGAGACCAAUAACACUCGCGAUGCAGAGGUUUUGGCAGUUCACGACUUUGCCGCUGUAAGAUUGCACAAGAAUCCGCAGCAGGGGGGAGCUACUCAAGCCACGCAGGGCUCUGCUAGUCAGAGCACUAGCGGUUUGACUAUGGUUGGGGCAGAAGCGGCGUUGGGAAGUUUUGUCGAUGAGGGGUGGUUGGAGUGUUCUAAGUAUGGUCCCUCUUGAGUAUGUCAUUGGUUAGACAGAUAGAUGUGCUCAUGGGGAUCGUGUUUUUAGGGCAGGUUUCUAUUCUCUCACGACCCGAGCACUCCUGGAACUCGGCCCUUAUCUAUUCCAAGCCUACAAUACCCCCGCGGACGAAGAUGGCGAGCAUGAUGAUGACGGGUCUCCCACCAAUGGCACUAUCGAAAGGGUCAAAACCUGCCAUGCGUGCCGAGAGAUUGUAACCAUAGUAAAUCCUCCCCCCCGCUCCCUCACCGCUUUCCCCUAACCUAACAUGCACACCAGGGCCUUCGCUGUACAGAUAAAUACUGCAAACUCCGCCUCCAUACCGCCUGCGCUGAGGGCAUCUUCCGUCCCAACCGCACGCCCGAAUGUCCGCACUGCAAGAAGGGGUGGAAUGGCGGUUUACCUGUUGGCGAAGAGGCAGACAGGGGUCAGAGGAUGCCGAGAGGGAAUAGGCAAUCCAACGUUGGCACAACUCCACGUGCGAGAGUUAACAGCGUUCCGCAGCCACCUUCUACGAGACGGGUCAUAAGAGGCGCGAGGGAUACACCUAUUGAAGAAGCCAGCCAGGAAGACGAGGAUGCGCCAGGGGAGGAUGAUGAUGAUGUCGAAAUGGCGGGGUAAUGGCUUGACGAUUUCUGUCUCUCUCUAUGUUUGCCUGGAUUAUCCGGGAGGGCUUUUUUUUCAUGUUUUGGCGUAUUGGGGUUUGUAUUUUUAGUAGUAGUAGAGAAUACCUGGCCCGAGUAUUUUAUUUUUAUUUUUUAUAUGCACUCUAUU
This is a messenger RNA of Tuber aestivum (summer truffle), 1597 nucleotides long. The record is from the annotation of a GenBank genome assembly. Lineage: Eukaryota; Fungi; Ascomycota; Pezizomycetes; Pezizales; Tuberaceae.